Molecule: messenger RNA, 1403 nt
Organism: Cynoglossus semilaevis (tongue sole)
Lineage: Eukaryota; Metazoa; Chordata; Actinopteri; Pleuronectiformes; Cynoglossidae
Gene: cnn1b
Product: calponin 1, basic, smooth muscle, b
Exons: 6
Coding region: 593-1303 (236 amino acids)
Biological process (GO): actin filament organization; actomyosin structure organization
Cellular component (GO): focal adhesion; actin cytoskeleton
Molecular function (GO): actin filament binding
Source: RefSeq, a predicted model, not a curated record
UUAAUCAAUACAUCACGAUGUCACGUCAUCUUUUUCUUCUCCUGAUUAUUUUAAAUCUAAAUUUACUUAUUUCUAAACUCAAAACAACUUUUGGUGCUGACGUCAUAAUUAGACAAUUAACAAUGAGAUGAAAAUAAAAAUGACGCCACCAACAGGUUAAAGUUCAUCAGCAGCAGCACUUUUAUCUCCAACGGCCUGAAUGUGGAAAAAGUGACACUGAAUUACAUCCAAUACCCGAGCGGUGACAUCACUCUCCUCCACGAGUGGGCCGCCCUGAUUGGGCGGCGCCUCCAGCCAAUCAGAGGGCACACACACGGGAAGCGUUUAAAAAGAUUCAGAACCGUGUCGGAAAGUUGUCCCAAAGCUUCACAGCCGUCACUGAGCUCGACGGAAACAGAAGAAUCUGCCGCAGAAGAAGAGGUUUAAUCAAAGCAGAGAAACAGAGAAGAGCGGGAAUUGUACCGGGAAUUGUACCGGACUUUGUUUGUUUCGUGUUGGGGCAGAGAACGUUAACGUGCUGCUCGGUUUAUAAAGCCCUCCUUCAGCUUCAGCUUCAGCCCCAGCCGUGACGUGACGUGACCCAGACAGCAGGAUGUCAACACAUUUCAGGAGCGGCCCAGCCUUCGGACUGUCGGCCGAGGUCAAGAGUAAAGUAAGUUUGGACAACGUUUCUUUGAUUUCUGUGCCACAUCAAACACUAAAAAAAGCACCUCGGGCGGGCGAGGAGCUGAGGCUGUGGAUCGAGGAUCUGACCGGCAAGAAGAUCGGAGACGGCUUCAUGGACAGUCUGAAAGAUGGAGUCCUGCUGUGCGAACUCAUCAACGUUCUCCAGCCUGGUUCAGUGAGGAAGAUCAACCACUCCAGUCAGAACUGGCACCAGCUGGAAAACAUCGGGAAUUUUGUGCGUGCCAUCACGGAGUACGGCCUGAAGCCACACGACAUCUUUGAAGCCAAUGAUCUGUUUGAGAACGUCAACCACACUCAGGUCCAGAGCACGCUCAUCACUCUGGCUGGAAUGGCCAAAUCUAAAGGCGUCCACUCCACCCACGACUUCGGGGUGAAGUACGCUGAGAAGCAGCAACGCCGCUUCGCUCCCGAGAAGCUGAAGGAAGGACGCAACGUCAUCGGCCUGCAGAUGGGCACCAACAAGCUGGCCAGCCAAAAGGGCAUGACCUCUUACGGCACACGCCGCCAUUUGUACGAUUCCAAGAUUGGCAUGGACGCCCCCGUGGACCAGUCCACCAUCAGCCUACAGAUGGGCACCAACAAAGGAGCCAGUCAGGUGAGUAGGGCUGUGUUCUGAGUGUGUUCCACCGUCAUGUUCCGGUGGGUUCUCAGGAUUUAAGAAUAAAAAACAAACCAGAAAAAAUCUGUUCAUUCUUUGAGUCUGUCCAGCAGUUGGU